Molecule: messenger RNA, 1864 nt
Organism: Microplitis mediator
Lineage: Eukaryota; Metazoa; Arthropoda; Insecta; Hymenoptera; Braconidae
Gene: eIF3e
Product: eukaryotic translation initiation factor 3 subunit E
Exons: 8
Coding region: 118-1431 (437 amino acids)
Biological process (GO): translational initiation
Cellular component (GO): eukaryotic translation initiation factor 3 complex; cytoplasm; nucleus
Molecular function (GO): translation initiation factor activity
Source: RefSeq, a predicted model, not a curated record
CGAACUGUUGGCUCUGUGAUCUUUCCUUCCUUCCCUUCUUUGAUGGCGUCGUCAUUCGCCUGAUGUAUGAUAAUUUUUAGUGAUUAUUUUGUAUAAAGAAAGUAAUUAAUAGUAACUAUGGCUAAAUUUGAUCUUACAUCACGUAUUGGUCAGUAUCUUGAUCGGCAUUUAGCCUUUCCGCUUUUGGAAUUUUUGGAUACUAAGAGAAUUUACGAUGAAAACGAACUGCUCCAAGCUAAACUUGACAUCCUUAGCAAAACAAAUAUGAUUGAUUAUGUCAUUGAUAUUAGGAAGCAGUUGUACCCUGAUAAGGAAGUUCCGGAAGAAUUGAAGUUCCGUCGUGCUGAAGUUGUUAAAGAACUUGGAUCUUUGCAAAAUGAUGUUUCGGUAGUCGUUGGGUGGAUGAAUGACGAGAAAGUAAUGAAAAAAAUGGAAGAAAUGCGGGAUUCAAAAGCAUUGAAUAAUUAUUUGGUUCAAGAUUUAGAAUUCAAAAUUGAAAUGAUGGACGGACUUGUAAAAUUGGCAAAGUACCGAUAUGAGUGCGGUAAUUAUUCAAUCUCCACAUCCUACUUGUACUUCUAUGUGUUGAUUAUGCCACCAACUGACAAGAAUUAUUUAAACGUUCUCUGGGGUAAACUUGCAUCUGAAAUUCUUGCUCAGAACUGGGACACUGCAUUGGAAGACGUAAAUAAAUUACGUGAAUACAUUGACAACAAUGCUAUUGGUAAUUCUCUUCAUGUUCUUCAACAACGUACAUGGUUAAUUCACUGGAGCUUGUUUGUCUUUUUCAAUCACGUUAAAGGACGUGAUUUAAUCAUUGAAAUGUUCCUGUAUCGUCCUCACUAUUUAAAUGCUAUUCAAACAACUUGUCCACACAUUCUCCGUUAUUUGGCUGCUGCAGUUAUUGUGAAUCGGUCAAAGCGAUCAACUUUGAAGGAUCUUGUCAAAGUAAUUCAACAAGAAUCUUAUACAUACCGUGAUCCAAUCACUGAAUUUUUGGAGCAUCUAUAUGUUAAUUUUGACUUUGAUGGCGCUCGCCAAAAACUCCAGGAAUGUCAAACAGUUGUCUUCAAUGAUUUCUUCCUCAUCGCUUUGCUCAGUGAAUUUGUUGAGAACGCAAGAUUGAUGAUUUUUGAAACUUUCUGCCGUAUCCAUCAGUGCAUCAGCAUUGGUAUGCUCGCUGAAAAACUGAACAUGAAAGCAGAUGUAGCUGAAUGCUGGAUCGUCAAUUUAAUUCGUAAUGCACGAUUGGAUGCUAAAAUUGAUAGUAAACUGGGACAUGUCGUCAUGGGUGGACAACCAGCAUCUCCAUACCAACAAUUAGUUGAAAAAAUAGAAACUUUAAGCGUACGAAGUGAAGCGUUAGAAAAUCUUAUUGAACGUAAAUUGAAAGCUAAAAAUCAAGAUCGUGUUAGUAUUGUUUGGAACUAAGUCGUUUUAUAACAAUACUUUAAUCGAAAUAAAUCUCAUUUAUUUCUAUCGAUAAUAGAUUUUUUUUAAUCAUUUAUCGAAACGAAGAAAGAAACAUUUUUUUAAUUUUAAUUACUGAUGAUUUAUGGUGUGAAAUUAUUAGCGUGGGCGGCUGGGAAAUGAAAUGAGCUAACGAGUUUAAAAUUGUUUGCUGUUGUAAUUUUGUUUCUCAGCCGCCCGAAUCAUUAUGACUAAAAUAAUUUUUUAAAAAUUUCUUUAAUUGAUUAAAUUAAUUGCAAUUUAAUGUAUGAAAUAAAUUAAAGAAUUAUCGAUUAAUAAUAUUUAGAAUAAAUAAUUAUAAAUUAAACAGUAAAAAUCUUUUUAGUUAAACCAGUCUUCGCAAUAACAAUAAAAAAAUAAGUGAAUUUUUUUUUUUUUUUUUUUUAAAUAUGUA